CAGGCAACUGGUGUAGGGGUCGCGCAAGAAAAAGCCGGGCAGGAGCUCUUUCAUGUUUACAUCAAGUUGAUGGCUCCCUAACAGGCAUCUUGACUUCACCAGUCGACAAGCACAUGAAUUUCAUCGCUAUCCAACAUUUUUGUAUUGCCACGGCCCGACAAGGACAAC
Messenger RNA from Amoebophrya sp. A120, 168 nucleotides. The record is from the annotation of a GenBank genome assembly. NCBI's taxonomy places the organism in Eukaryota, Dinophyceae, Syndiniales, Amoebophryaceae.